Dibothriocephalus latus is the source of this 567-nucleotide messenger RNA. The record is from the annotation of a GenBank genome assembly. NCBI's taxonomy places the organism in Eukaryota, Metazoa, Platyhelminthes, Cestoda, Diphyllobothriidea, Diphyllobothriidae.
GUUUUCGACCGCAUCCUUGACCCUGCGGUUGUAGUUCUGCAGAGAGCCGGUAUUCUAACUGACAUAACUUCAAGUCUCGUUCCGACCGACUGCGAUGAAAAGCUGCCAUUAACGACGUGGUGUUGCAACUCCUGCGAUGCAGUACUCGAAGCUUAUCGGCUCAAAGGCUGGGUGGUCCCUAACGUUGAGGCCUUUGAGCAGUGUCGAGAAGAGCGUGCAACUGGACUGCGCGCGAAACUCGGUAAACAGGGCUGUCGGCUGGUUGGACAUAUGGGCGUGAACAAGGUGGCGGGCAGUUUCCACAUAUCGCCCGGCAAGAGCUACGGCCAAGGCCAUGUUCAUGUGCACGAUCUCCAGGCCCUUGCGGGCGCCCAGUUUAAUCUUUCGCACAAUAUCGACACACUGACCUUCGGCGCCGCAUAUCCUGGCCAUCGCAAUCCACUAGACGGCUUAAACGUUUCCGUGGAAUUGCGUGAGUUGUAUUUUAAGUUUCUGGUAUUCUGUAUUCAGCGACACCCUUGUCCUACGCGUCGUUAUGUCAUAUCUUUUCCUGUACUGCCUAGCUGA